AUUUAUUGCAGCUACGCCUAAACAAUAACACGCAUUAGGUUGCGUAGAAAAAAAACGAUAAAUUUUGAUAAUAUUCAAUACUGCUCUGACAGCAACCAGUGACAAAGUGCCUUAAGAGCUUUCGAAGAAGUAGAGCCAACAAGUGAUUUUCCUUACAAAUAAAUUAGUUAUUGAAAUUAGAUAAGGUGAAAAUAAUCUGCAAUCAACACAGCGCAAAAAGUGCCACUUCUUCAAACUCAAAAUACUCAGCAACACACCCAUGCAAUUUAGCUGAACUCCUCACUACAAGCCCAUCCAGUGAACACUGCCGCUACUAAUAGCUAAAGUAAAAAUAAUAGAAAACAAAAACUCUAACAUACACACUGUCGCUUCAUAAUGAGCAGCCAACCGGCCAGCCAGCCCGACAGCAUCGACUUAGCCUAUGACAUGUGGGCUGGCCAAUUCGAAUUUGUCGGACCCGCCACGAAUACGAACAGUAGUAACACCAGCAGCAGCAACAGCAAUAGCACCACCAGCAGUACAAUAACACUAAACAACGGCAACAACAACAGCAACGUACGUUUCGGCAGCGAUAGAAAUGCCAAUCAUAAAGGCUCCACCGACAGUUUAGAAGAUUUGAAUCUCAAUUUUGAUACCACACCCACACAAUCGACACUGAAUAGUAGCGCCUAUUCGCUGGGUUGUAAUCAAUAUCAAUAUAAUUUUGGCAAACAACCGAUAUUGAUUGAUCAAGAACAAUUUUUGAGUUUAAAUCCUGCCGAUUUUGAAGAUAUUGUGCCAUCGGGUCCGAAUUCAUUGGUGUUUAUUGAAAAUAAAUUGAGUGACGAUAAUAGUGAAAGUGAACAGAUUAAUAACAACAAUAGCAAUAAUAAUAAUAAUAACAAUAAUAAAUUAGUGAAUUUGGAAUCAUUAACGAGCAAAUUUAAUUCGAAUAAAACGAAUAAUACAAACACGAACGGUUUUAAGUUGGAAAAUUUGAAAAAUUUCAAAAAUAAAUUACUCUGUGAUUUCGAGGAUAAAGCGUCAAUGAUGAACGGUAAUUCCGGUGUUGUGAGUGUUGGUAUUGGUGUUAACGAUAGUGGUGCGGUGGAUGUUGGUGAUAUGCAAUCGCAUCGCUGUUGCAACAACAAAAUGAAUGGCUUGAGUGCUGAAAUCUGCGAUAAUCUGAAUGAACAACUGGAACUGCUGCAGCGUCAAGUCACCGACUUGGCCGACACACAGAAUAUCGCCGAGGAUCGCACAACGCGCACAAAGACGGAAUAUGCUGUGCUACAGACACGCUAUCAUAUGCUCGAGGAGCAGUACAGGGAGUCCGAGCUACGCGCCGAAGAACGUCUGGCCGAGGAACAGAAACGCUAUCGCGAACUACUGGCACGCGUUGAACGUGAAGCGGCACUCCAAAAUGAAAAUUGCCAAAUAAAAAUCAAAACUAUUGAACUAGAAGCCAAUACAUUGCGCGAAGAUGCGCAACGUCUGCGUGUACUAUGCGACAAACAAGCCAACGAUCUGCAUCGCACAGAAGAAAAAUAUGAAUUGGCGCGCGAUCAAAUUGUCGCUCUGCAACAGGAUCUCGAUGAGGCGACGCAACGUGAACGCAGAUACGAAGGGGAAAAGAAGGCGGCCGAAGAGCUGAUGUUGGAAUUGAGUAAAGAAUUGGAACGGUUGCGCGCUGAAACGGGUCCAGCGCUACCGACCACCUCACCGGAGACAAUAAGACUGGAGGAACUGCAUCAGGAGUUGGAAGAGAUGCGGCAAAAGAAUAAAGCUUUGGAAGAGCAAAAUGAGGAGCUGCAAGCGCAAGUGCUUACACGUGGCGUUGAGGAGGGACGCAAUCUGCUUAACGGCACGCUUAACAGUUUGGCGCAAGAGCUGGAGGAAAUGUCACAAGCACAGGAUUCUGUGGAUUCAGCCACAUUAGCAUCCCUAAGUCAGUUGCAGCAAGCCUUUCAAGAGAAGGAAGAUGAGAAUACCCGCCUAAAACAUUAUAUCGAUACGAUACUAUUGAACAUCGUAGAGAAUUAUCCGCAGCUGUUGGAAGUGAAGCCAGUGGCGAAAUAAAGCGUUGAACAGCAGCAAAAAAGGAGAGAAGUGGCAGUUGGCUAUGAAACGGAGAGCGAACAAGGAAAAGGAAGCCAACAAAAGAGCAAUUGAUUCGUGAAGAAGAAGCGCCAAUGCAUUUGAAGAACAGCGGCAAAGUAGGAAAAAAAUAAUUGGAAUUGGCAGUUUAAUGCUAAAGGAAAUACCGUUACAAAGACAUCGUCGACUGGUUGCAAACAAAUAAGCCCCUAUGAGCUGCUUGCAAGCCACUAUCGCAUUUCGUAUGAACAGCAAGAUGUGCCACCGAAGUCCUAUCGAACUCGAGUUUUCCUGAGGGACUUCAAACAAAUCUGUGUAGUUCCCGUUGGUACAGAGCUGUAUUGGCAUUGGUGUUCCUAUGUGGCUGACCAGUUUUUCCUUAUACAGCGCGCAGAAAAGCACAGGCUGACUUAUAUUUUUCUUGUUUUUGAUUUUUGGUUUAAUUAUAAUAUUACCGGAGUCACCGGAAACUGAUGAAGAACAAAUUUUGUAAAAAUAAAAAUAAUAAUUUUAAAAAUUAGUACAUGCAUCCAUACAUAGGUAUGUAUGUGUGUAGUUGCAUGCGCGCAUAGAUUAAAAUAUGUAGACUACACUAACAAUAGCUAAGUAUGAAAAAGAUAAUGAACUAAUAUACUAAAAUAAUUAAUAAUAGAACUAAUUAUAUAGACUUAAAUAAUAUUAAAAAAAUAAAAAAAUUUAAUUUAAUAAAAUAAUCUUAAAAUGUAACCCAUUUAUACCAUACCAGCUAUGAGUAAUUAUAAGCAAACACAAGCAAAAAAUAUGCCAACAUACACACAUACAAAAUAAUUGAGGAAAAAGUCCACUAAUAAUCGUAAUUCUGUAUUAAAAUAAGU
This is a messenger RNA of Anastrepha obliqua, 2930 nucleotides long. RefSeq names its product rab11 family-interacting protein 3 (gene nuf). The transcript is spliced from 6 exons. Gene Ontology annotation, cellular component: midbody; cleavage furrow; endocytic vesicle. Lineage: Eukaryota; Metazoa; Arthropoda; Insecta; Diptera; Tephritidae. The record is from RefSeq and is a predicted model, not a curated record. Bases 376 to 2058 code for a protein of 560 amino acids. Gene Ontology annotation, biological process: regulation of cytokinesis; endocytic recycling.